Amblyraja radiata (thorny skate) is the source of this 2887-nucleotide messenger RNA. RefSeq names its product EF-hand calcium-binding domain-containing protein 6. The transcript has 18 exons. NCBI's taxonomy places the organism in Eukaryota, Metazoa, Chordata, Chondrichthyes, Rajiformes, Rajidae. The coding region runs from base 1 to 2730 and encodes 909 amino acids. The record is from RefSeq and is a predicted model, not a curated record. Gene Ontology annotation, molecular function: calcium ion binding.
AUGAGCCGACCUCCCAGCCACGCUUCAGUGCGGUUGCAACACAUCCCACACCCGCUGUCCCGCUUAGGGGAACCGGAGACCAUCACUGUCCGCGGCUACUCCCGGGCCGGGGACAAGCCGGACAACGAGCCGCCGCUCAGGUGGCCCGGGCCGGCGGGCGGUAGCGCCAGGGAGCCGAGGGAGAAGGAAGGGUCCCGGGGCUGCCACAGCCUCCAGCACAUCCCCGAAGGAGUGGAGGUGGCUUUCGGUACCGACCCCGGCAGACCCAGGCUGCCCGUCUUCGGUCAACGUACAGACCUGGAGAGCCGUUCGGAGAGCAGACUGAGCAAGGGCAGCAGGAUCAGUAGCACAUCGCGGCCUGGCACUCAACUCCGGAUCGAGAUCGACGAGUUGGAACAUCUUUUGCGGGAAAAAGUAAUAUCCAGCGGCUACUUCGCAGUCAAACAGCUUUUCAAAUCCAAUGAUCCUGAAGGAAGGGAGCAGCUCAACAGGGAAGUUCUCCUGAUGGUGCUGUCAAAGUUCCUCGGACGUUUCAUCACUCCAAGACAAUUCCACCAACUCCUUUUGAGGUUCAAGCUGAAUGAAAGGGCGAUUGUCAAGAGUGAUGAGUUUUAUGCAGCGGCCAGGGAGCCCAUCCCCGCGGGAGGCAGCUCGUGGAUCGAUCCCCUCAGUCGACCCAGCGACAGGGCCGCAGUGACUGCUUCGCACGUACACUCCCAGCUGAAGGAGAAAGUCAAGCAGAGGAUUUUAGAGCUGCCCGAAAUAUUGCCUCAGAAGAACUCCGAAGGACCUAUCAGGAUCAUCGCUCCUGAGUUCAGGAAUGUGUUGAAGCAACUGGGAUUUCACAUGGAAGAUGAAGAGUUUGAAAAGUUGUGGAGAAGAUAUGACACGGAUGGUCUUGGUGUUAUUAAAGGAGAUGUUCUCAUGAGGAAACUCGGAGCUGACUACAGGAACAGGAUGAGGCACAACAAUGAAGGCUCUGCUCGAAGAUCCUACGAUCAAAUAAGUUUGGAAGACUCAAGAAUCUUCUCCCCAGGACUGGCACGGAUCCUGAGCAAGACAGAACUGGAAAGAAAAGCUUCUCUUGAUAUCGAAAAGUGGCUGAAGGACAAAUUCAGGGAAGGCUACAACCUCAUGAAAGAAGCGUUCGAAAAGUAUGACAUUGAAAGAACAGGCAAAGUGUUACACCGAGACUUUCUGUCCGUGCUGGGAACCUUUGGACUGCACCUGAAAACUGAACAUUUAAACCUUUUCCUUCCACGAUGCAACCUUGAAAACAGCAAAGCCGGGAUCAAGUACAUCGACUUCCUCAAAAACUUCCAAGACCGAAGUGAAAGGGGAUUGCCACAUAAAAUUCUUAACAACCCCAAGCACAAGUUUAACAACGAUGGAAGUGUCAGUCUCUGUUCCACAAUGACUGCAAUAGAAGCGAAACUGACAAGAUUAUUCCAAUCCGACUUCCUUGCACUUUUAGCCACCUUUCACAAAAUCGACAAGCUGGAGAUGAACGUCAUCAGUCAGCAAGAGUUCCGAGCUGCCAUAGAGAGCAGGUUCGGUGUGGAGAUUACCGACGAAGAGUUUGAGCUGCUCAUUGACAGAAUCCCGCUCGAUGAAGACGGCAAUAUCCGCUAUCCUCAAUUCAUGGCCAUGUUUGACUCCAGGAAAGGAGUUUCGAGUCUUUUCGACGAGAAGUCCGUGAUUCUACCCGGACAGAGGGGGCCUCCGGAGGAACCGUUCUCCGGUCAACUGGAUAAAGACAGAAGAUACGGCAGAACUAGCGAGCAGCUCUUCAAGAUUAUUAAAUCCUUGAUGUACAAGCAGUACCAAGAAGUUGAGAGAGAAUUUGAACAGUUGGAUGAAAUUAACUCAAAGCGACUCAACCAUGAAACCAUGUAUCGGCUUCUGAAACGCUUUGACAUUUGCCCAGAGGUAACCCGGGGAGAGAUUCGCAGGCUGUGGAAGACGCUGAUCACUAACCAGGACAAGACCCUGGACUUCCUGGAGUUUGUGAGACAUUUCGGUCACUCCCCCAAAUCGGCCUGCUUCCCCAACGCCAAAAUAAGCCCCCCGAAAAAGGGGGACUGCGAUCUGAGGAUGCGCUCGAAAAACCUCAACUGUGCGUCCGACAUCCUGGUCGAUAAUGUCCGUGCCAAGGUUGAUUACCUGUGGGACGACCUGAGGAAGGAAUUUCAGGAACUUGACCCUUACCGCACCGGGUUUACCAGCACAGAGGAGUUUAAGGAUAUCUUGAGCGAGCUGUGUAUAAAUUUGAAUGAAUACGAAUGCGAAAUGCUGGCGAAGAAAUUCGAAGUCAAUGGGGAUGGACGGGUUUCCUACAUCGACUUCCUGAGACCUUUCGCAAUGCGGCGACAGCAAUGGCGGGAGGGCAGCAACAUGUUGGCGGUACUCCAGCAUCCCAACAGUCAGUUCACCGAGCAACAUGGGACCGGGCUGAACACCGUCACAGACAGGCUCCGCCAGAAGCUUCAGGGUGAAUGGAAGCCACUGCGACGAGCCUUUAAGAAGUUGGAUAGCACCAGCAGCGGUUACCUAUCCCUGCCAGAGUUCCGCGCCGUGCUCAAGCUCUGCGAUCUGCUCCUGAACGAGGAUGAGGUUUACCACAUCAUGACCAAAUUUGACGAGAACAUGGAAGGCAAAGUCAACUACAAAAAGUUCCUGGAAGAGACCUACAAGAAAGAGAACCGAGCAGAAAGCAAAACCUUAAAAUGAUAAAUAAUUUGUACAUUUUAAAGAUAUUCGAUUUCUCUUUUUUUUUAAAUCAUCUUUAACUCAAUUUUGAUCAUUUUGCUUUGGGGAGGAGUGGGGCGGGGUGUUCAUAAGUGAUAGGAGCAGAAUUAGGCCAUUCAGCCCAUUGUGUCUACUCCAC